Molecule: messenger RNA, 1662 nt
Organism: Zychaea mexicana
Lineage: Eukaryota; Fungi; Mucoromycota; Mucoromycetes; Mucorales; Lichtheimiaceae
Product: glucose-6-phosphate isomerase
Exons: 2
Coding region: 1-1662 (553 amino acids)
Biological process (GO): glucose 6-phosphate metabolic process; gluconeogenesis; glycolytic process
Cellular component (GO): cytosol
Molecular function (GO): monosaccharide binding; glucose-6-phosphate isomerase activity; carbohydrate derivative binding
Source: RefSeq, a predicted model, not a curated record
AUGGUACUACCCAACGAUCUGGAGGCAUGGAAAAAGCUCCAAAAGCACUAUGAUUCCGUCGGUCGCGACUUGGUCAUGAAAGAAAUGUUUAUGGAGGACAAGAACCGCUUCAAGAAAUUCUCGCGUCAUUAUAACAAUAACGAGCUUUUGCUGGAUUUCUCUAAAAACAUAAUCAAUGAAGCGACGCUGAACCUGUUGCUGGCGCUUGCCAAGGAAGCCAAGGUCGAAGAGAUGCGUGACAAGAUGUUUUCAGGCGAGCAUAUCAACAUUACUGAGGAUCGCGCUGUUUUACAUGUUGCAUUGCGUAAUCUCAGUGAUAAACCCAUCUAUGACAAGGGCGAGGAUGUCAUGCCCGAGGUCCGUGAGGUGCUUGCACAUAUGAAGGAUUUCACAGAAUCGGUCCGAUCUGGCAAGUGGAAGGGAUAUACUCGCAAAUCCAUCACCGACAUUGUCAAUAUCGGCAUCGGCGGCUCGGAUCUGGGUCCAUUGAUGGUGUGCGAAGCACUCAAGCACUAUGGAAAGGACAAUUUGCGUGCCCAUUUUGUGUCCAAUAUCGACGGCACUCAUCUCGCGGAGACACUAAAGGUGGUGCAUCCGGAAACGACUCUCUUCAUUGUUGCUAGUAAGACUUUUACCACUGCUGAGACGAUCACGAAUGCAAAUUCUGCCAAAAAAUGGUUCUUGGAACAUGCAAAGGAUAAUAAACAUGUGGCCAAGCAUUUUGUUGCCGUGUCGACCAACCACAAAGAAGUAUCUGCGUUUGGCAUCGACACUAAAAACAUGUUCCAGUUUUGGGAUUGGGUCGGUGGCCGUUUUUCGGUGUGGUCAGCCAUUGGUUUGUCGGUUGCUCUAUUUAUUGGAUACGACAAUUUCGAAUUGUUCUUGCGCGGGGCCCAUGAGAUGGAUGAACACUUUCGCACUACGCCUCUCAAAGACAACCUUCCCGUUCUACUUGGGUUGCUCAGUGUCUGGUACAAUAAUUUUUUUGGUGCGCAAACAGAAGCAUAUUUGCCUUAUGACCAGUACAUGCAUCGCUUCACCGCGUACUUUCAGCAAUGCUCCAUGGAAUCAAACGGCAAAUACGUCUCCCGCAGCGGUGACCGUGUGAUCGCCUCAACUGCACCCAUCCUUUGGGGCGAACCAGGUACCAACGGCCAACACGCAUUCUAUCAAGCCAUUCACCAGGGUAUGAAACUCGUUCCGUGCGAUUUUCUUGCACCUAUCGAAACUCUGAAUCCUAUCGAGCAUGGAAAGCAUCACGAGAUGCUCUUAUCCAACUUCUUCGCUCAGACCGAGGCGUUAAUGGUUGGCAAGACCGAAGAGCAAGUGCGCAAAGAAAUGGGACCCAAGGCGGACGACAAAAUUGUGCCUCAGCGUGUGUUCCCCGGCAACAAACCUACCAACUCGAUCAUGUUUCAAAAACUUACGCCCAAGACACUGGGCACAUUGAUAGCCAUGUACGAGCACAAGAAUUUCACCCAAGGUGUCAUUUGGAACAUCAACUCGUUCGACCAGUGGGGUGUCGAGCUUGGAAAGCAGCUGGCCAAGGUGAUUGAGCCCGAGCUUGCUAAAAAGGGGACCGUAUCGACGCAUGAUGUGUCGACGAACGGACUUAUCAAUCAUUACAAGUCGCAUAAGCGUUCGUACGAAGACAUUAGCUAA